UGCCAUAAUGCCAAGUUAAUGAAAUGUAAACAAGGAAUCCCAUCUGUUACUCACAGGCUGUGAAAGGAAAAAAAAACAGCCCAACACCCAUGGGCUUUACUAGCCUCCUGCAUAGCUCAUUUAUAUUAGAUUUGUACACCCCCUACUGGUGCUUUUUACUCAUUACAAUUUACCUCAGGUUACAAAACAUUUGACACAUGGCUUGUGUAACUGAAAAUCAGCUGUUGUUUGGUAACUGGUAGUUCAGGAGGUUGAGAUGAUCGUGAAUACAGAGCUUAGGCUUUUAAACUUUUAAACAAACUAAAAUUUCAGUCACCUUUCACUCGAAGAUGCCUCCUUCAGGAGCGGAUGCCCAAGCCACAGUUAAAUGGUGGUUAGGGGAAGUACUGGAGGGUCGAGAGGAUCCCGAGGGUUUCUUCGCCAUGUGUGUGUCCAUCCUGGGGCACCGAGAGACCCGCUCACAGUUUCUGUCCCUCAUCGAGCCUCUGUCCACGGGUGACAGACUCCUGCACGCCAGUCUCACCUCCAUCUACCAGGAAUAUUUCACCAAGACUGAAGAUGACGAGCUGGAACUUGCUUUGGCUCUCUCUCUACUGGAUAUGAAAGGUCAACCUCUGCAGUCUCCCAGCCAAGAAACCCAACCGCUGCAGUCUGGAGAUGCUCAAAAUCAGAGAGGAUCUGUUCAGAUGAAUUCCAUAUUAAAGCCUGAAGGAAGCAACUGCACCAAUCAAACUGGAUCCUGGAAGAGAGAGAGUGCACCACAGACAGCCAGAGAGAUGGAGUUUCAAAUAAGUACGUAUCCUAAUAAGCAGACACUCGGGACAGGUCGGACUGUGUGUGUCUCAGAACAGGAGGGAGAUGUGGAUCAAUCACAGAAACCAAAACGCUCUAAGAAUAGGCGGCAGAGGCGAAAAUGUACUGGCCAGCACCUUGUAGGUUUACCCUGUUCUCCAUCAGCAACACCACCAGUGUUACUGUGGUUCAGGAGGGAUUUGCGGCUGUGUGACAAUCCUGCUCUCGUGGCGUCACUAGAAGUGGGUGCACCUGUCAUACCUGUCUUCAUCUGGAGCCCUGAAGAAGAGGAGGGAACAGGCGUUACAGUGGCUAUGGGAGGAGCUUGUAAAUACUGGUUGCAUCAGGCAUUGUUGUGUUUUUGUUCAUCUUUGGAGCACAUUGGCAGCCAUCUUGUCUUCCUCAAGGCAAAUGGGGAGAUGACAAGUGCUGAAUCUUCUCUGAAGGCACUUAAGGAGCUGAUAAAAGACACUGGGGCAAGAACAGUGCUGGCUAAUGCCUUGUAUGAGCCCUGGCUGAAGGAGAGAGACGAUCUGGUAGUAUCGACUCUGCAGAAACAAGGUGUUGAAUUCAGGAUGUUCCACUCUUUUUGUCUCAGAGACCCUUAUUCUGUCACCACAGAGGGCGUUGGCCUUCGAGGAAUAGGUUCAGUGUCUCACUUCAUGAGCUGCUGUAGACAGAACCCAGGGACCGCAGUAGGAGUUCCCCUGGACCCUCCGGUAUCUCUCCCUACACCUGCCCACUGGCCAAAGGGGGUCUGUUUGGAUGAACUAGGCUUGGCACGCAUGCCCCGCAGGAAGGAUGGCACAAUGGUUGACUGGGCAGUGAACAUUAGAAAGACCUGGGAUUUUAGUGAAGGAGGAGCGCAAGCCCGUCUAGAGGCCUUUCUUCAUGAUGGUGUGUAUAGAUAUGAAAAAGAGUCAGGCAGGGCAGAUGCUCCAAACACCAGCUGCUUGUCACCCUAUCUUCAUUUUGGUCAGCUCAGUCCACGCUGGUUAAUGUGGGAUGCCAAAGGAGCACGUUGUCGACCCCUAAAGUUCCAACGCAAAUUGGCGUGGAGAGAUUUGGCUUACUGGCAGCUCACGCUGUUUCCUGACCUCCCAUGGGAAUCCAUCAGACCUCCAUACAAGGCUUUGCGGUGGAGCAGUGAUCGGGGCCACCUCAAGGCAUGGCAGCGAGGACGAACAGGGUACCCUCUGGUCGAUGCAGCCAUGAGGCAGCUGUGGCAGACAGGCUGGAUGAACAACUACAUGAGACAUGUAGUGGCAUCUUUUCUCAUUGCAUAUCUUCAUCUGCCUUGGCAAGAAGGCUAUCGCUGGUUCCAGGACACCCUGGUGGAUGCAGAUGUUGCCAUUGAUGCAAUGAUGUGGCAGAAUGGGGGCAUGUGUGGCCUGGAUCACUGGAACUUUGUCAUGCACCCUGUUGACGCAGCAAUGACCUGUGACCCCUACGGUACCUAUGUUAGAAAAUGGUGUCCUGAACUUGCAGAUCUGCCUGACGAGCUUAUUCACAAACCCUGGAAAUGUCCUGCAUCCAUGCUGCAACGUGCAGGUGUGUUGUUUGGCCAGUCGUAUCCCGAGCGAAUAAUUACAGAUCUCGAGGAGCGAAGGAAUCAGUCUUUGCAGGAUGUAGCUUUGGUGCGCAGGGAGUUUGAACAGUAUGUGGACAAGCGCUCAGGCUGCGAUUUGGUGCCUUUGCCCCCACGCCUGGUCUCUGAGGCUUUGGGUUUAUCACACAAGGAUGGGGCUGUGGUGACACAAGGAAAGCAGUUCCUGUUGCCUGUCAUCACUCGCAUGGAAUUCAAACACCAGCAAGAAGAUCCGGAUGCUGAUGCCACAUCAAACCCCUACAACGCAGUUUUAAAAGGAUACGUGAGCCGAAAGAGGGACGAGACCAUUGCUUUCCUUAAUGAGAGAGACUUCACUGCCAGUGUAAUGCAUGAGGCAAUCCAAAGAAAGGAGAGGCUCAACAGCGAUUAUCGGAGAAUGGAAGGGCUCCCACCGUCUCCUUCACCUCGAGGAAGGGCCAGACGAACUCCAACAGCCAAGGACAGGUUCUCUAUAGUACCCGGUGGGGCAGUCACUUCUCUAAAGUGACCAAGACUACAAACUUUUAAGUCAUUUGCCACAGAAUGUAAACAUAUAACAAAUUUAUUAAGUGUAAAAAUGAUGCCAAAACAUAGUCUGCCAACGUGGAUGGGGAAAAUAUUUGUGGAAACAAAGUAUAUUGCAAGGGGGCUGGGAAAUACUCUCAAAGGU
Molecule: messenger RNA, 3050 nt
Organism: Oreochromis aureus
Lineage: Eukaryota; Metazoa; Chordata; Actinopteri; Cichliformes; Cichlidae
Product: deoxyribodipyrimidine photo-lyase
Exons: 9
Coding region: 330-2888 (852 amino acids)
Biological process (GO): circadian regulation of gene expression; entrainment of circadian clock by photoperiod
Cellular component (GO): nucleus; cytoplasm
Molecular function (GO): DNA binding; FAD binding
Source: RefSeq, a predicted model, not a curated record